AUGUUGGCAGAGAUUCCGCAUCUCCCUUCGAGAAAGUAUGGCUCUGUGCGGCCCAGCCAAAGAAAGAAUGACACGCUCGCCAAGAUUCAAGGAAUUGUGGACCCCCAAAACAAGCAUAGCCUCCAGAAGCUGCUGGCAACUAUGACAUGGCUCGGCUUAAAGCCCGAGGAUCUUGAUCCAUCGAAGGACGAAGAGGUUGAGGUCUCACACAAAGUUCCGGAUGCAGAAAAGGCCAGGAAGAUCGGCAACGAAAGGUCAGAAGUCUGGGAGGGCCUGAAAAGGGCUCGGUUGACAGAGGUGCAAAAGAGGCUGCAGUUCCUGUCUGACGAUGACGCCCGACGAGUUCUGAAAGUGAAACUUGGUGAGGGGGUUCGUCCCGUUUUGGAGGAAGACCUCCCUCCAGUUGAAUGCCUGGACGGAAUGGCCGAUUUUGAGGCCAUGCGAGACAAAGCGUUUCAAAAGAUCAAGGAUGAACAACAGCGAAAAGCCGCCCUUCUAGCCUCAGGCUUCCUCAUGGAGAAAAAGAGACUCGAUGAGGCAGACCAAAAGAUUGCGGCCCUGGAGCAGCGCCUGAAAGAAUACAAGAAGGCCCAGGCAGAUGCUAUCGCAGAACGCAAGAAAGAGAACGAAAAAGCACAGGAGAUGCGGCGAAACAACGUGAAGAAGGCUGCAGAAGCUCGGGCAAGAUGGGAAGACGACACCUACGAUGACUUGAUGUCCAGGAUCGACAAGGCAAGAGCUACGAGAACGAAGAUGUAUUCAAAGGAAGGCCUCAAGGACACCAUUGAGGAGGGUAGGCGAAAGCGGCAAAGAUGUUUCGACCAGGCUUUAGAAAGAGAAGCAGCCCUUCUAGCAAGCAUUGAGGAAGCCAACAGGACAGCUGAAGAGCGGCUGCAGGCUCGGAGGGAAGAAAUCGAAGCUGAAUGCGAGCGAAAGGCUGAAGAAUCCAGAGUCAAGUUUCAGGAGAGACAAAUCAGAAUCUACGUACACACGGAGGAGUGGGUGGACAAGAAGCUGCAGGAUCAUGCCAAAUUCAAGGCUCGCUAUGAUAAUUCCAUCCAAGCUGGACAAGACUUCAUGAAAGCUAGAUCCAAAUCAGCUGGAGAUCUCUGCAAGCAGGCCGAGGCUAAAUGGAAGGGGAACUAUGCCCGAAUUUGCGCCCAACGUGAGCAGAACAACUCUGACUUGCUCGCUCGACAAGAAGCUGCCAGACAAAGAUCAGAGGCACGAGCGGCCUUGAAGCUGAAAUGUGCCAAUGACAUCCAUUCCUUCAGAGAGGUGAAAUACAAGACAUGGGGCGAGCUUCAGAAGCGCAGAUGGGAAGAGAUUCAAAGAUCCAGAGAUGCUCAAACUCAAGCCUUGGUUUUCAAAAUUGCAGAAGGGCAAGCCAAGGCCAAAGCCCAAGAGAAAGGCCGAGCGGAGGUGGCGUACCAACGGCAGCGCAUUGGAGCUGACUCGUUGGCACUGAAUGAUCGAGCAAAGGAAGGAUUCAUCAGGAUCAAGGCUGAACCUGAUGAGAGGAAAAUCGUCAAAGUGAUGAGCGAGCUUGGCUUUAGCAUGCCCAAGUUGGCAGACGAGGCUUCAUACUGGCGGCAUCUCAUUGAAGACACUUCUCGGGGCCGCAAGGUGCGUCGACACAUUGAAUACGAAGUCACAUUGCGGGAAGACCCCAAAGACCCGAACGGUGCUCGCAUCCAUGAUACUCGAAAUCAUGGUUGUGUCGUUGAAAUGCUGGGAAAGAAAAAGUGGGUUGCUCACCAGCAUCAUGAUCCCUUGGUUGCGCGUUGGCCUACUGGUGAUCCAAAGCUCUAUCAUUUGAGUCAGCAGAGGAUUCUGCCGGAACCAGAUGAGGAGAAUAGAGAGCUGCGAAAGUUCUUGCCUCAGACAGCACGGUUUGAUCAGCUUUGUGGCUGGCUUGCAGCGAGCCAGGUGGAGGGCGCCGCCGUGCUUCCGCUUUCGUCGCUUCGUGCCUUCGGCACCAAGCGAGUGCGGCAGCGGCGGCGAUCACGUGGCCGCAUCUUGCAAAAGAAGGAGACCCACUAUGAGCCGAAACCUGAGGGGUACCAGCCCCUGCCACUUUCGCUCCUGGCUUCCGGGCCCAUUCGGAGAGUGCUCUCCACAAGAACGGUUGAGGCCCAGCGGUUAGCCGGAUCCAUCGACUGGGAGCGCUACAAGUGUGAUGUCAAGGGCGUGCGCUGGCAUGCUUGUGGUGGAUGGAGAGUACUCUUCCACAGGAAAGAUUUCGAACAUAACUUCUUUGUAAAGUGCAGCUGCUACUUCAGGGUGGCAAUCUAUGGGUUUGACCGCUCCAAAGAGCUGGCCAUUGCCUACCGACGGCGCUUAGAGGCUGAAUGGGACGAGCAGCAGAGGAUUUGGGCCGAAUUGGACAGAAAGCGAGAAGCAGAGAGGGCCAAGAGGCGUGCUGCUAGAAUGGCCUCCCUAAACGAGGCGCCUCCAAGCGAGGAGGACACCAGCACAUCUACUCCUGUCCAGACCUUGGAAGUGCCGUGGAGUGCGGCGGUCUAA
Durusdinium trenchii is the source of this 2526-nucleotide messenger RNA. The record is from the annotation of a GenBank genome assembly. Lineage: Eukaryota; Dinophyceae; Suessiales; Symbiodiniaceae.